Messenger RNA from Dendrobium catenatum, 414 nucleotides. RefSeq lists its product as uncharacterized. The transcript has 2 exons. NCBI's taxonomy places the organism in Eukaryota, Viridiplantae, Streptophyta, Magnoliopsida, Asparagales, Orchidaceae. The record is from RefSeq and is a predicted model, not a curated record. Bases 1 to 414 code for a protein of 137 amino acids.
AUGACUACGUCGAAAUCUGUUUCAACACCAAUUGCUUGCAAAUCCAGCAUCCAGGAAAACUCCAACACUGAGUUCAUCAACCCGCACCUAUACCGUCAGCUUAUAGGAUCGCUGCAAUACCUCACGCUCACCCGACCGGAUAUUCAGUUUGCAGUCCAUCAAUUGUGCCAACACAUGCAAACGCCUCUCAACACUCACUAUGAAUCAUUAAAACGCAUCCUUAGAUACAUUCAAGGAACCUCAGACACAGAUUGGGCAAGCAAUACACAAGAUCAGAAAUCAAUCUCCGGCUACUGCAACUUUCUAGGAAACUCAUUCAUCUCAUUGCAAGUGAAGAAACAAAAUACCAUAGCACGAUCCUCCACCGAAGCAGAGUAUCGCGCUCUGGCCUUCAAGGCAUCGGAAAUUUUAUAG